Thlaspi arvense is the source of this 1343-nucleotide messenger RNA. The record is from the annotation of a GenBank genome assembly. NCBI's taxonomy places the organism in Eukaryota, Viridiplantae, Streptophyta, Magnoliopsida, Brassicales, Brassicaceae.
CUAUGGCCACACAUUCAGCUCUCGCCGUCUCAAGAAUCCCGGUGAAACCGAGGCUGCAGUCUAAGAGUGCAAUUCAUUCUUUCCCUGCUCAAUGCUCCUCCAAGAGGCUGGAAGUGGCUGAAUUCUCCGGUCUGCGAGUUAGCAAUAACGGUGUGGAAGCAUCUUUCUUUGAUGCCAUAGCUACACAAAUAACCCCCAAGGCUGCGACAACAUCCACUCCUGUCAGAGGAGAGACAGUGGCGAAACUGAAGGUUGCGAUUAACGGGUUUGGUCGGAUUGGUAGGAACUUCCUCAGGUGCUGGCACGGUCGCAAGGACUCUCCUCUCGAUGUUGUAGUGCUUAACGACAGUGGUGGUGUCAAGAACGCAUCCCACUUGCUGAAGUAUGACUCUAUGCUUGGAACCUUCAAGGCUGAUGUGAAAAUUGUCGACAACGAAACUAUCAGUGUUGAUGGUAAGUUCAUCAAAGUCGUCUCAAACAGAGACCCUCUUAAGCUUCCAUGGGCUGAGCUCGGCAUUGACAUCGUCAUCGAGGGAACAGGAGUGUUUGUUGAUGGACCAGGAGCAGGGAAGCAUAUUCAAGCUGGAGCCUCGAAAGUGAUCAUCACCGCACCAGCCAAAGGCGCUGAUAUUCCAACCUAUGUUGUUGGAGUCAAUGAGCAAGACUAUGGUCAUGACGUUGCUAACAUCAUUAGCAAUGCAUCUUGCACCACCAACUGUUUGGCCCCGUUUGCUAAAGUUUUAGAUGAAGAAUUUGGAAUUGUCAAGGGGACAAUGACGACGACACAUUCCUACACCGGAGACCAAAGGCUUCUAGAUGCAUCACACAGGGACCUAAGGCGUGCAAGAGCCGCAGCGCUGAACAUAGUACCGACCAGUACAGGUGCAGCCAAGGCCGUGUCGUUGGUGCUACCGCAGCUGAAGGGUAAACUCAACGGUAUUGCACUCCGUGUGCCGACCCCAAACGUCUCGGUCGUUGACCUUGUUAUAAACGUUGAAAAGAAAGAUUUGACCGCGGAGGACGUAAACGAGGCGUUCAGAAAAGCGGCCGCUGGACCGCUUAAGGGCAUUUUAGACGUUUGCGACACACCGCUUGUGUCUUGUGACUUCAGGUGCUCUGAUGUUUCAACCACCAUUGAUUCUUCCCUCACCAUGGUCAUGGGUGAUGAUAUGGUCAAGGUGGUCGCUUGGUAUGACAACGAGUGGGGUUACAGUCAAAGAGUAGUGGAUUUGGCUCACCUAGUGGCCGCCAAGUGGCCGGGAGAGGUAGCUGCUGGGAGCGGAGACCCUUUGGAAGAUUUCUGCAAGACAAACCCAGCCGAUGAGGAAUGCAAAGUCUAUGAA